This is a messenger RNA of Xenopus laevis (African clawed frog), 5298 nucleotides long. RefSeq names its product stearoyl-CoA desaturase (delta-9-desaturase) L homeolog (gene scd.L). NCBI's taxonomy places the organism in Eukaryota, Metazoa, Chordata, Amphibia, Anura, Pipidae. Bases 788 to 1807 code for a protein of 339 amino acids. Gene Ontology annotation, biological process: unsaturated fatty acid biosynthetic process; lipid metabolic process; response to fatty acid. The record is from RefSeq and is a predicted model, not a curated record. Gene Ontology annotation, cellular component: endoplasmic reticulum membrane. The transcript has 6 exons. Gene Ontology annotation, molecular function: stearoyl-CoA 9-desaturase activity; oxidoreductase activity, acting on paired donors, with oxidation of a pair of donors resulting in the reduction of molecular oxygen to two molecules of water; palmitoyl-CoA 9-desaturase activity.
UUUUUUACAGCUCAUGGGGCGCUGCUGUCCGUCACUCACCCGAUAGACAGGCGAAAUUACUUUACCGGCUCACCUCUAGCCUCCUAUUCAUUUAAUGAUGCGUGUAUAAAUCUAAGGGGUGUAGGUAGUAUUAGAAAUGAUCGUCAUUAAACGAGACGAGUCGUAAAACAAACGCACAAACAUGAUGCCAUAUUUUAUUGACAAGCUGCAGGCACGGAUACUGUGUUAAAUGUGUCUGAGAGACAUUUAUCCGUCCCCAUAGUCCUACUUCUAAGGUAACUAUAGAGUACUAGUCUGUGACGCAUCAACGCAACUUGCCCGGCCCGUUUUCUAUUUAUGUCGUAACAAAUAAUCGCACUUUGCCUUCGUUUCAUAAGCGACUGACAGUGCGCAUGCGCUACGGCUGCGGCAUCGCAACUGAAGAAGAAAAGUCAGCAGAUUGCCGUCGCCCAAUGACAGAGGACGGAAUGUUGCGCUACCAAAUUCCCGUCGACCAAUAGAAUUAAGGGGCUCUUAUGGAAUAAAUGAAUAGGUAUCUUCGCCGUUUCAGUCUCUGCGUCGUCGGAAGGGAAGGUUAGCACGGGGGAUCAAAUACACGCUGCAGCCUGGAAUUCCUAAACAGAUUGUUUUUGAUUUGGGGGAGACCAAGUCAUUGUUGACUUCUAUGUGAUAUAACCCUGCAAAGUGCUCCCAUCUUCCCAGCAGAGCUCAGUAGAGCCAGGAUCCCUGCAGGCGACAUCUAUCCAUUCUGCACUGACUGAUUACUUUAUAUACAGGCCUUACAAAAAUGACCUUCAGGGGCAGUCAGACUGUAUCAACGAUACUUGAAGAAAGUCCUUCCUCAAAACAGGAAUAUAUUGGGGCUGACAGAGGCAUGACAGAUGACAUACUUGAUACUACAUACAUUAAAAAAGUGGAUUCCAAGCCACCCAUUACAUUGGUUUGGAGGAAUAUAAUACUGAUGUCUUUGCUGCACUUUGGAGCAUUUUACGGACUGUUUUAUGUAUCUUCUGCAAAGCCCAUCACUUUGGCAUGGGCAAUUCUGUGCUUCUUGUUGAGUGCUCUUGGAGUGACAGCUGGUGCACAUCGUCUCUGGAGUCAUCGUUCCUAUAAGGCCAAGCUACCCCUUAGAAUAUUUUUGGCAGUUGUAAACUCUAUGGCUUUCCAGAAUGACAUCUUUGAGUGGGCACGAGAUCACCGUGUUCAUCACAAAUACUCUGAAACUGAUGCCGACCCACAUAACGCUGUGAGGGGUUUCUUCUUUUCGCACAUUGGUUGGCUUCUCCUGCGCAAACACCCCGAUGUAAUAGAAAAAGGGAAGAAGCUUGAUCUGAGUGACCUCAAAGAAGAUAAGGUGGUUAUGUUCCAAAGGAGAAACUAUAAACUUUCCAUACUGGUGAUGUGCUUCAUUCUCCCCACUGUGAUUCCAUGGUACUUCUGGGGCGAGUCGUUCUCUGUUGCCUUCUAUGUCCCUUGCCUCUUACGUUAUGCACUAGUGCUCAAUGCAACAUGGCUGGUGAAUAGUGCAGCUCAUAUGUUUGGAAACCGACCAUAUGACCAGACCAUCAAUCCCAGGGAGAACCCAUUUGUCGCUAUUGGAGCCAUAGGCGAAGGCUUCCAUAACUACCAUCACACAUUCCCUUAUGACUAUUCUACCAGUGAAUUUGGGAUAAAGUUCAACCUUACCACCGGCUUCAUUGACCUUAUGUGCCUGUUAGGCCUGGCUAGUCACUGCAAGAGCGUAUCCAAAGAGACCAUAAUGGCUCGGAAGAUGCGCACUGGUGAUGGGAGCCACAGGAGUGGCUGAAGAGAAGGGCUAUUUAGUCAAAGAUUAACAAAAGGCUGAGAGGAGAUAUUAAUUAUGAUUACUUUAAUACAACCCAGCACAGUGUUCUUUUCAAUUAUUUAAAGUAAUUAUAACUCCAUGUUUAAUGGCUCAUCCCUUGUUCCAUUUGCCUUCCUUUACAUAAUGUUGUUCUGAAACCUUUGUUUUGUUUGCUUUUCAGAUACUUUCUGCACUGUAUAGCUAUUUAUAUUGCUGUCUUUUUCUCUCUUCGUUUCUCAUUUGCAGUUGGUGUGUCGGUCUAUCACCAGACCCCCUACCUUCUGUAAAUGUUGUCUUAAGCACUGACCAAAACUCCAGCUCUCUCUUCAGAGGUAUUUGACUGUACUCAGGCUCUCUAAAACAGAAUGAAAUCUAAUAAGUGGACAACUUUCAGGUGCCAUUUUUAACAGUUUGUACAUAAAGGGAAAAAGCGAACAAGUUCUUUUUGUUUGUGUAACUAUUUGAUUUACUCUAACAAGUACAGAGUGUGGUUUUAGGCAGUUUAUUUUACAACUGGCAAUUUUUUGAGCCAUUGGUUGUGCUAACACUGAUGAGAUGAGUUUGCAUUGACUGCAGUUGAGGCAUUAACACAGGUCACAGGCAGUGCUCUAUGUAUGUUGUAGCUUUGUGGUUCCUAAGAUGGCAGAAAAUGGUUUUAAGAUGCGUGAAAAGCAGCCUGAAAGUCUCUUUCUACCCACAGAAAACAAAAUACCCAAGCCAUACAAAUAUAGUAGGCAUAAUCUUAUUUUAUUGGCUGUCACAUAAUACCCUCAGUGGUUAUCCAAUCAGAUUUGUUUCCUGCUGCAGAAUUUGUCAUCCGCAAAUACCAGCCAGAAAAUUAGGUAUCAUAGUAGGUUAAAAAUGGGAAUAUUUCUGAGGAAAAAUACUGUGAACAACAUAUAUUUAAAUCUAUCUAUAUUCAUAAUAUGCCUGGUGUGUUCCCCCCGCCUGGUAACAUAGUGUAGGUUUGGUGGAGGAAGUGCUAGUUUAGUUGACACCGUGCCCCACUGUAUGGGUUUCAUUUCCUUCUUUAUAUUUUUUUAGUUUGUGAGCAAUUUACAGAAAGAGGAAGAGCUUACGGAGCCAUGUCUGGGAUACCAGAUAUACAUUUGGGCUUGAUAGGAUGGAAUGUAGUGUAUAUUCUAAAUCUGAAAAAUCUGCAUUUACAGCUUAGGUUGUAUUGGCAUGCAUUACACUAGGAAUUGUAUAGUGGUCCUUUUUAGUAUGCCUGGAAUAUAUUUUCUUGAGGCUUUAGUUGCCCUUUUCAGUAUACUUGUUAAAUAAUUUUUUACAUUAUUAGAAAAUUUGGUAAAAUCUCAAUUUUAUUUUAUUACUAAAUUUUCCCAAAUAUGCUUAUAGAUCCACACAGAUUUAUUCCUAGGAAUUUGUUGCGGCAAGCUCGGUGUUGCCCCACACAUACUACCCUGCAGCACAGGGUUAUUCAGCAAAUUAUCUUAGGUUUUUCUGGGAGUAACAGGAACUGAACCCGAAUUCUUGCAAGCUUCACUUUGCCAAGGGAUUCUGAGAAUUCUAGUUAAACCAGGGGUGACAGCUCAAAUCAAUUAUGGGACUAUAAAAUAAGCUCCAUUGUAAAUUCUGGGGCAUUGUUGCCUUUUGAUAUACUGUAGUCAUAUUUUAAUGUACUGUAAAUCUCUGUAAUAUGAGGAAUAAUAUAAAUUGCACAAGUUUAUAUCCCAAAUGUUCUCUGGACUGGAAAACUGUGCAUAGGCAUACUACAGCAUCGCCUAUCAUAUAUAUCAGGCAGUGUCUGUGUAAAUAAUGCUUAGCAAAGUCUGGUCAUGGCCAAUAUUGAUACAGUGCAAGAAACAGUUAUUGCAGGUAUAGUCUUUGUAGAGUAUUUACUAACGCUCACUCAUACUGACUGAUUGGAGCUUUUGUCAUUAUUAUUUCUUUGUAUAGAGCUAAAUCACCCUCAAUGGCUGCUCUGAAAAUCAUAUGUAAGCACUCGUACAAGCGUUUCCCAACAUAAUUGUCCAUAUUUGCAAGCAAUAGUUGGUGGACAAGAACUUGCAUGAGGAUUUUAGGGGAUUGCCUAGCAGACAACGAUGGCAAUUUGCCUCUUGUAUUCUAAAAAUCAUGGGCACAAAAGUGCCCAAUAUUGCCCUAUGUGCUAUCGAUCAUUCUGUUUUAGUUUGGGGCAAAAUAUACCAAAGGGAAUUAAAAUGAAAUUAUGAUUUAAAUGGUUAGUUUCUGACUUGGGCAAAGCCCAGGGUGAGGAUGGAUAUUAUAUUCAAAACAACCCCUUUCUAAGCCUCUUCAAGUGUUUCCCCCAAAAUAAACACCCUUAGAACCCCACACACUAGCUGUCCCCCAAAAUAUAGUUUUGUUUUUUUUAAGAAAUAGUUUUAACAUUUUGCUGUUUGGAUGUAACGAGUGAGUAAUGUAGGUUGUGAACUGCUGUAAAAUAAUUCUAGAAUGUAAAAUUUGGUUUGCAGCGUUUUGAGGAGAAUUUGCAGUGAAAUAAAAUUGCCUUAAAGCUUUUUGAUGGUUCUGUUCGUAAGUAUGGAUGCGAUUGUAUAACAGAGGAGCACUUACACUGCAUUCAGAGGACAAAGAAAGAUUGCCCUUUUUUUGGUUUCACUCAAGUAAUUCCCUACUUUUACAUUUUCUCUAUGUAUGAACAUCAGCACUUAGACAUUAAGCACUUAUUUGGAAUUCUGUUAGGUGAUUACUGAAGCUUGUAAACUUUCCAUCACUUAAUUUGAAUUGUAUUUGUUCGUUAUUUCUGUAUAUAAACAGAAGUAAUCGUUAGUAGUUAGCUGGCCAUGUAAUAUAUUGAAGGCUUAAAUACUCUUGUCAUAUCAAAAUUAGCAUAAGGAGUUUAACGGUGAUACCAUAAACUAUGGCACACAGGACCUUUAAUUCAAAAGUACUGUAAGUAUCUCACUGCCUACAGUCACAAGCCAAGAGUUGAUUUUUGGCCUUUUUAGUCACUGCUUUAUAGGAUAUGAAGUGGUCUAAUGAAUACACCAUGACUGCAAGCAGGAUACUACUUACCCAUCACCUCAUAUAUUUGCUCCAAUCCAGUUUGAGCUAUGUACACAUACAAAUGCAUUUAAUUAAGCACUGUAACAAUGAAUGUUGUACCUGGUCCUGGAUGUUCUGCAGUAAGUAAGCUCCUCUGUACUUGACCUUUACUUUGAUAUGUUCCCAUUGCCAGGGCUCACUGCUUCUUGCAUGGCACUGGAGCUUUGUGCAUUGCCCUGUUUUGCACAGAACCUGUGACACUUGAUUCCUGGGAAUAUUAUUAUAAUAUUAUUGUUGAGUUAUCCAAUAAAGUUAUCACUUUUGUACCAUUUGCAAGAUCUUUCAUAUAACAAGAGUGUUGAGCUUUUAAUAUAUUUUAUAACAAGAGUGUUGAGCUUUUAAUAUAUUAUAGGCCAAACAUUUGAUUAUUUAAACCAAAUAUGUUUUGUUCAAGUGAAAUGCCAAAUAAAGGAUAACCAGACAAA